This is a messenger RNA of Penicillium soppii, 1731 nucleotides long. RefSeq names its product triacylglycerol lipase family protein. Lineage: Eukaryota; Fungi; Ascomycota; Eurotiomycetes; Eurotiales; Aspergillaceae. The record is from RefSeq and is a predicted model, not a curated record. Gene Ontology annotation, biological process: lipid metabolic process. Gene Ontology annotation, molecular function: triacylglycerol lipase activity. Bases 1 to 1731 code for a protein of 576 amino acids. The transcript has 4 exons.
AUGGAUUGUCUCGGUCUUUGGAUUAUGCCAAUCUUCAAUAUGAUACUAGAUGUUACUCAAUUCUGGAGAGAUAAACUACUAUCCUGGUGGCACUCCAAGUCCCCUCGAGAUCGUCUCUUCCACACCCUAGCCAACGCCCAAAGCUACGAAGAAUGGGAAGAAGCAGCGUUCGAGCUGGACGAGCUCCUUAGCAAAGACCUAUGGCGCCAAAACCCCAUCAGCCGACACUACGAUUACAGACUAAUCCUUGGCCGGCUGGAAGCCCUAAUGAGCGCCCGUGAAUCCGAAGACAUCCUAACCCUCGUCAAUCUCCUGCGCUCCGGCCUGGUCCGCAAUCUAGGCAAUAUAACCUCGACGAAAUUAUUCACCCAUGCCUACGCAGGCACAAAACUGCUUAUAGAUGACUAUAUCACCCAAGUGGCACUCUCAAUUCAAUACGUGACAGGCGUGCAGCCGACGCUCCCAAGUCUGUUCACUUCCCAGGCCAAAUUAGAAUUGCUGCAUGAUACGCGGCAGGCGUUCGGAAGGACGACGCUGCUUUUGCAGGGUGGUUCCGCGUUCGGACUUUGCCAUCUGGGCGUUGUCAAGGCGUUGCAUUUGCAGGGUCUCCUGCCGCGGAUUGUGACUGGAACCGCGACUGGAGCGAUGAUUGCUGCCCUUGUUGGGAUUCAUUCAGAGGAUGAACUGCUUCCCCUGCUUGAUGGGGAGGGGAUUGAUCUUUCGGCAUUUGAGCGUAGAAAGAAGGCUAAUGGUGCCGAGGGGAAUUCUGAUUCUUCGUGGUUCGGGACAUUUUACCGUCGCAUGAAGCGGCUGUUCAACAAGGGGUAUUUGUUUGAUGUGGCUGUUUUGGAGGAGUGCGUGAGAGCUAAUGUGGGGGAUUUGACGUUUGAGGAGGCUUAUGCGCGCUCGAAGCGCAUUUUGAAUAUCACCGUUGCGACAACGGGGAAGAAUGGAACGCCGAAUUUGUUGAAUUAUCUCACGGCUCCGAAUGUGCUCAUUUGGUCUGCAGCUGUCGCAUCUAACGCUUCCUCUGCUACGGCCCUUUACUCUCCGGUGACAAUCUACUGCAAAGACGAAACAGGAACAAUCGUCCCGUGGCCACACACUCAAGACGCCAUAUUCCGCCCCUGGCGACAUGUGAACUACAACGAAGGCGAAUCUCCGCUCUCGCGAAUCUCCGAACUCUUUAACGUAAACCACUUCAUCGUCUCACAAGCCCGCCCGUACUUAGUUCCAUUCCUGCGCUCAGAACUCAACCUCCUGGACAGACAACAAACAGGCUGGAACAAUCUCUCCCGCUCUUUGAUGCGGCUUAUCAUUGUCGAACUCAGACACAGACUCCGACAACUCGAUUAUCUGGGUCUUCUGCCUUCGGCAUUGAGCAGACUCCUUAUCGACGAUACAAUUCCAGGACCUAAUCUGACUCUGGUUCCGGAUUUGUGUUUCUGGGAUUUAAGCAAACUGUUCCAGAGUCCAACCAGAGAUCGCGUUGCGGAGUGGACGCUCAAAGGUGAGCGUGGUGUUUGGCCUGCUAUUAGUGCGUUGAAGGUUAGGGAGGCUGUAGAGAUUGAGUUGGAUAGGGGGUAUCAGCUUGUAAGGAGGAGGAGACCGAGUGAUGCUUCUCUCUCGGUUUCUGUGCCUAGGCAGCCUAAUAUCAUGAAUGAGGGGGUUCCGAGGAAGAGAAGGGGUGGCAGUGAGAAUGAGGAUGGGAUUCUUGCUGAUCGGGAGUGA